Paramecium sonneborni is the source of this 888-nucleotide messenger RNA. The record is from the annotation of a GenBank genome assembly. Lineage: Eukaryota; Ciliophora; Oligohymenophorea; Peniculida; Parameciidae.
UUUAAAUUUUAAAUAUCCAAAAUGAGCACUAGAGAAGAACUCAUCUACAUGACAAAGUUGACAGAAUAAACAGAGAGAUUUGAAGAUAUGGUCAAUUACAUCAAAUAAGUUGUAGAGAAUGGUUAAGAAUUGUCAGUUGAGGAAAGAAAUCUUCUCUCUGUUGCUUAUAAAAAUAGCAUUGGUGGAAGAAGAACAGCUUGGAGAGUUUUAUCAAGUAUUGAAAACAAAGAAGAAGGAAAGGUAUAAAAAUAAAUAAUUUUACAUAGGCUUAAUCUUAACCAGCAUCAUAAAAGAAUCUUGUUUUGAUCAGAAGCUAUAAGAAAAAGAUUGAAGAAGAGCUUAAUCAAUACUGCAAUGAUAUUCUUAAUUUGAUCGAUAGCCAUUUAAUCAAAACAGCUUCAACCCCAGAAGCCAAGGUGUUCUUCCACAAGAUGAAAGGAGAUUAUCACAGAUAUAUUUCUGAAUAUGCUACAGGAGAUCAACAUAAGAAAGCUGCUGAUGGUGCACUUGCUGCCUAUUAAGCUGCUUCUUAAGUUGCUAACUCUGAAUUAAAGACAACAAACCCAAUUAGAUUAGGACUUGCUUUGAAUUUCUCCGUUUUCUAUUAUGAAGUUUUAAAUGAUGCCGCCAAGGCUUGCUAAUUAGCUAAAUCAGUAAUUAUAUUUAAUUUAUAUCUUUAGGCUUUUGAUGAUGCCAUUGCAGAUAUUGAAUAAAUCUAAGAAGAUUAAUAUAAGGAUGCCACAACCAUCAUGUAACUCAUCAGAGAUAAUUUAACAUUGUGGACCUCAGAACUUGAAGAUGAAGGUGGUAAUGUUGAAAACCUCUGAGUUGGAUAUCAGUUAUGAUAUAUAUAUUAUAUAUAUAAUUAUAUAUAAGAAGAGACAUCAC